AUGGAUAGAGCUAGCCCUUUGACUCUUUGUUAUUUAGGAAGUAUGCUUAAAGGACGACCCCAAAACUGUGCGGUAUUUAUAAAAUUUGACCUAAGCAAGACUUUGGGUCCACAAAUCAAUCCAGAAAAAGUGAUUGUCAAUAUUCGAGUUUUUUAUACAACAAAUUACCAGCAUUACCAGCAUGCUAUUAGACUUCUCCAAUAUGAAAUUUUUCCUACCAAGUCGUCAGAUAGCAUUGCCCUUAUCCCUCAAGAUGAUUCUUAUGAAACUACAGUCCAAAUCAAUCUGGAAUUUAA
This is a messenger RNA of Funneliformis geosporum, 296 nucleotides long. The record is from the annotation of a GenBank genome assembly. NCBI's taxonomy places the organism in Eukaryota, Fungi, Glomeromycota, Glomeromycetes, Glomerales, Glomeraceae.